Thermothelomyces thermophilus ATCC 42464 is the source of this 2871-nucleotide messenger RNA. RefSeq lists its product as uncharacterized. The transcript has 8 exons. The record is from RefSeq and is a predicted model, not a curated record. Lineage: Eukaryota; Fungi; Ascomycota; Sordariomycetes; Sordariales; Chaetomiaceae. Bases 1 to 2871 code for a protein of 956 amino acids.
AUGGAGGACCAACCGUCCUUCAUGACCCUCCGGACGAGGAGGCCGGAAAACGACGAGCACAGCAUGAGCAGCGCCGACUCCGCCUACGGCUCGGCCACUGAAGGCUCGCUGCCGGCGACCCACGACAUCAGCCGGGUGAGCUAUCAUGUCAGGCACAUCGAGAGCUUCGCCCAGGCCCUCCAGCAUUCGGCCUCCAGGGCAUUCCCGAACCGCGGCCGCUCUCAGAGAUACGCCAAGGUGAUAGCUCUGCUGUUGCACUGGAAGUCCGAUGACCUGUUUGUCCUGCCGGAGCUCGAAGACCUGGAAAAGUGCUUCCGCGAGCACUACAAUUUCGAGACCGACAUCUUCCCCAUCCCCUCCGAGAACUCGCACCUGGAGCUGAUGCUCAAGAUCGGCGAUAUGGUCAAGCAGCAUGAAGCCGAAGACACGCUCUUCAUCGUCUACUAUGGUGGCCACGCCCGGAUUGACGAGGCGCGGCAGAGCACCUGGUGUGCCAAUCGCCGCCCCGAAUCGCCGUGGCUUCAAUGGUCGGCUAUCCAGACCCUCUUGGAGAGAUCCGUCUCAGACGUCAUGAUCCUCCUUGACUGCUGUGCCGGAGCUGCAAGCGCUACUUUUCCAACUGGAAAAACAAGCAUCACCGAGACCAUCUCGGCCUCUAGUUGGGAUGCCAUUGCCCCCGAUCCGGGCAGGUAUUCUUUCACAAACUCCCUCAUCGAAGUGCUCGAAGAGUGGCGCCAACGGACCUUCUCGGCUGCCAUGCUCCACGCCGAGAUUCUUGCCCGCCUGAAGCACCCGCGGCCCAUCCUGAUCAACGGAAAACACUUUGAAGCGCGAUCGACCCCAGUCCACUUCAUGAUGACUUCCAAUCACAGGGCACCCAGCAUCGAGCUCUGCAGACUGGUCCCCAGGAAACGGUUGCCUCCCUCGCCGCCGAACGAGCUGACCUACUGGAACCAGCCGGUUCAUCCAAGGAUGAUCGAAGGGAGAAACCCCGUCGAGCAGUACCCUCUAGCUCCCCCUCCUCCGGACUUUGGGAUCCCCGACACGUCUGAGCCGAACGAGGACGAGCCACAUGUGCUGAUCUCGUUGGCCCUUGAGGACGACCAACGAUUGGACCUGAACGACUGGGAGACUUGGCUGGCCUCGUUCCCCGCCAUUGCAAAAUACGUCAAGGUCCAAGGGGUUUUCAAGAGCCACUCUACCCUUCUCUUACUCUCUCUUCCGGUAAUGGUCUGGGAUUUCCUCCCCGACGACCCGGCCUGCUCUUUCGUGGCCUUCAUUCGGUCAAACAACCUUAUUGGGUCCCAGAAGGCAGCACGGGAACCCGAAUCUACGGGGGUCCCCGUUUCCGAGAACGUGCCGGCUUCGAACCUAGUACGUGAUGACGCCGAGUCCUGUCUGUCUGGUACCACGUAUGGGCCAAACGAGGGCCUAGAUAAUGCACAGCAGCCAGCUGCUGGUCCCAGCAUUCAUCGGGCUCACUCUACUGCCUUCUCUCACUACCGAGAGCCACGCACAGAUCCGAGGUUGGCGUCUCACAUCAGAGCGUCGGUGGGCUCUCAGCUCGAACAUCCUGUGCCCGACGCGUCCUCGCCCCCAGGCCCGAGGCUCGAGCCGUCAUUGGGAAGUUUGGCCGGCUCGCUCAGAAACGCGCCCUCUACCAAGGAGUAUUUCCAAAAGGAUCCAGAACCGAACAUCGCUGUUGUAGAACAUUUUGCUUCGAAUCUCGGGGUAGAGACGUCGGACAUCCAUGGCGUUCUCCUUGUUGAUCUACGGUCGUCGACCGACUUUGAAAGGUCUCACAUUCACGAUGCCAUUAACCUGCGCGCCCCGGUAAGCUUUGUCGAAAACACAUCGCUCGAGAUGAUCGAGGACACCUUCAUGGACGACCAAAGCCGCCGAAGCUUCAGCAAAUGGUCACAGUUUAAGUGCGUCGUCUUUUACGACAGGGUCAUCGAGUUCGACUGGGAGUGUCCGGUCGCCGAGGCCUUGUACAACAAGUUCCGGCGAAAGGGCUGGCAGGGCCAGUGCUUCAUUCUCAAAGGCCAUUAUCGCGAGUUCUCGGCUUCAUUUGACAAGUACAUUAGCGGGGCCAAGAUGACUAGCGAAGCCAAGGAAUACCUCGACAGUCUUCGACAGCAGCCCUCUCCCACAGAGGAAGAAGCGAGGAAGCGGGAUGAAGACUACCGGGAGUGGCUGGACAUGUUUACAAGCCAACAUCGCACGCCGACGGCAGACCUCAUCCCGGCGAGGAAGUCUGAGCGCAGAAGGACAGUGGAGCAGCGUCAAAAAGAGCUCGAGGUUGAGUUCGAGGCGCGUUUCCCCGCGCUUUAUAAGAAGUCGCAAGCCAUGCGAUCUGCAGCAGCCAUCGACCAUCCUCCUCCAUCUCCACCGCCGCGGUCGCCACCUCCCCCGUUCCCCAGCGAGACCGGGAGGGACCAAUCUUCCAGGGAAGUUGAUUGGGCAGGACCCGCCAAACACCACGACGACCACGACGAUGACGAUUUUGACCUGCGAAAAGCGCCACUUGUCGGUCCGCUUGCCAGCGCACUGGACAAGAUGCGUGAGGCCAGCAACCUGGCAUGCUCCAAUUCCGGGACACCUUCCCAGAGUUUCCAGGACGAUUACCCCGUCAAGCCGAGAGCGGACUAUUUCGGGGACGAGUACGACCACGAUUACGAUGAAAUUGACCCCAAGAGCGAAGGUCUGGGCAACGACCCGGGUUUUCAAAAUGCCGGGAUACCGGUUGCUGCUGAAUCCUGUGCUGGAGCUGCGGCAAGGGAUGACACGCCACGAGAGGACACGUUGAAGAAGGCUUCCAAAAAGCGGCCGCAACUAUGGGAAAGGUUAAGGGGCGCGGGCGCAAAAUGA